AACUGCUGGUUCUCAUACAACCAAAGCUGAUCACACCAAAAUUCAACAGUCAAUGGCCACUCUUGCUACCUCAGCCUCUCUCCUCCUCUCCUCUCCACCCUCCAAAUUAUCUCCGCCUUCUCUUUCGUCUAUUCCACGCCUCUCUCUCACUUCUUUCUCUCACUCCACUGCUCUCUCUUCCUCGCUCUCCAUUUCUCCUUCUUUUCUCACAUACCCCACAAGUUCUAAACGCUCUGCUCUCUCUGCCCUGAGCGUCAGGGCUAGUGCUGCAGAAAAGAAGAAGGUGCUCAUAGUUAAUACUAACAGUGGUGGGCAUGCUGUUAUUGGGUUCUAUUUCGCAAAAGAGCUUCUGGGUUCCGGCCAUGAGGUCACUAUAUUGACUGUUGGUGAAGAGGGCUCCGACAAGAUGAAGAAGCCUCCAUUCAACAGAUUCUCAGAAAUUGUGAGUGCCGGAGGCCGGACGGUGUGGGGGGACCCAGCGGACGUUGGGAAGGUUGUCGGAGGGGCAGCAUUUGAUGUUGUGUUGGACAACAAUGGGAAGGACCUGGAUACUGUGAGGCCUGUGAUAGAUUGGGCCAAGAGUUCUGGUGUCAAGCAAUUUCUAUUCAUCAGCAGCGCUGGGAUCUAUAAGCCAACUGAUGAGCCUCCUCAUGUUGAAGGGGAUGUGGUUAAAGCUGAUGCUGGUCAUGUUGGAGUAGAGAAAUACAUUGCAGAGGUUUUUGGUGUUUGGGCAAUAUUCCGUCCACAAUACAUGAUUGGAUCUGGCAACAAUAAAGAUUGUGAGGAAUGGUUCUUUGAUCGAAUUGUUCGGGACAGACCAGUUCCUAUCCCUGGCUCUGGAAUGCAACUCACAAACAUCUCUCAUGUCAGGGACUUGUCCUCUAUGCUUACUCUAGCUGUUGAGAAACCAGACGCUGCAUCUUGUAACAUUUUCAACUCUGUAAGUGACCGUGCAGUGACUCUGGAUGGAAUGGCCAAACUAUGUGCUCAAGCUGCUGGUCGCCCUGUCAACAUUGUUCAUUAUGAUCCAAAAGCUGUUGGAAUUGAUGCAAAAAAGGCUUUUCCUUUCCGGAACAUGCACUUCUAUGCAGAACCAAGAGCUGCCAAAGACAUUUUGGGUUGGAGUGGGACUACAAACCUUCCAGGAGACUUGAAGGAGCGGUUUGAUGAGUAUGUAAGGAUUGGAAGAGACAAGAAACCCAUGAAAUUUGAGGUAGAUGAUAAGAUAUUAGAGUCGCUUAAAGUACCAGUGGCUGUAUGAUCAAUCAAACUGUAACUAUAUCUAUCCAUUUUACAAGGCUAUUAUAUAUGAGAUGCCUAUUUUUCUCUCUCUA
Molecule: messenger RNA, 1334 nt
Organism: Alnus glutinosa
Lineage: Eukaryota; Viridiplantae; Streptophyta; Magnoliopsida; Fagales; Betulaceae
Product: chloroplast stem-loop binding protein of 41 kDa a, chloroplastic
Exons: 6
Coding region: 53-1261 (402 amino acids)
Biological process (GO): rRNA processing
Cellular component (GO): cytosol
Molecular function (GO): RNA binding
Source: RefSeq, a predicted model, not a curated record